AUGACGGUUCCUGUUGAAGAUAACUUCGAUUUUGUCGUUGUUGGCGAAGUAGGCGGCACAGCUGGAAAUGUCGUGGCCGGUCGACUGGCCGAGAACCCCGACGUGAGAGUUUUGGUCAUUGAAGCAGGCGUUAGCAACCCGAGUGAGAUCUCAGAGAUCACCACGCCAUCAUCUGCCUUUGGACUGCGUGACAGCCAGUAUGAUUGGGCGUACAAGUCUACCAUGAUCAACAAGCCGUACUAUGAGCGGGUAGAGAAGCCUAACACCCGGGGCAAGGUACUCGGGGGGAGUAGUUCUUUGAAUUACUAUACCUGGAUUCGAGGCAGUAAAGGGACUUUCGAUGCAUGGGCGGAAUAUGGGGGUCCUUCCUGGAAUUGGGAUGGGUGCGAAGAGUAUUUCAAUAAGCCCGCUACCUACCACGACGACGACAACCUCUACCCCUCAGAGCUAUCCAAAAUCGGCCGCAACGGUCCUCUGCACGUAUCCCACGCAGACCUCGUCCCAGAACUACACACCUUCCGUGACGCACUGACCGAAGCAUGGACCAGCAAAGGCCAGAAGACAUGCGAGGACAUCUACUCCGGCAAGAUGGAGGGUCUGACGCACUGUGUCAACAGCAUCUACGGCGGGGUGCGGUCGACCAGUGCAUCGUAUUUGACUGAUAAGCCGAACGUGACGAUUCUGAGUUCUGCGAUCGGGAAGAAAGUCAACUUUGAUGGUGUCAAAGCAACAAGUGUCACUGUAAUUGGCGCCGAUCGGACUGAAUUGACUUUCACUGCUAAGUAUGAGAUUAUACUCGCGUGCGGCGUCUUCGAGACACCAAAGCUGCUGAUGCUCUCCGGGAUUGGUCCGAAGGACGAGUUAGCUCGUCAUGGAAUUGACUCGGUCGUGGAUUCGGAGCAUGUUGGCCAGAAUUUGCAUGAUCAUCCUAUUCUUGCGCAUGUGUUCCGGCUGAAGGAUGGGACUGGUCUUGAUAGUCAUCUUCUCCGUGCCGGUCCUGCGCAGAGCGCUGCUUUGCAGAAGUAUCGCACUAGUAAGAAGGGGCCCUUCAGUAGUGGGUUACUGGAAUUGGUAGGUCUGCCACGCAUUGAUGAUCGUCUGGAGCGAUACAAGGAGUAUCGCGAGGCGAAGGCGCAGAAUGGUGGUCAGGAUCCAUUUGGGCCGGAGGGGCAGCCGCAUUUUGAGAUUGAUUUUGUGCCGAUGUUCUCCGACGCCUUCCAGUGGCACUUCCCCGUUCCUCCCGAAGGCGACUGGCUCACUGUCAUCGUCGAUCUUCUCCGUCCGCUGUCCAGAAACGGAGAAGUGAAGCUCAACUCGGCCGAUCCACACCAACAACCAUACAUCAAUCUGAACUUCUUCUCCAAUGAACUUGACAUCCUAGCCUUGCGGGAGGGCGUCCGUUUUGUGGACGAUAUCCUCAUGACCGGAGAUGGGAUGAAAGAGAUUCUCGGGGAAGACUACCCAUGGCCUAUGCCCCGGCAUUCGGAUGAAGCCAUGAACAAGAUGAUCUUAGAGCGGUCGCAAACGGGAUACCACCCCUGCGGCACGGCCCGACUGUCCAAGGACAUUGCCCAGGGCGUGGUUGACCCGGAGCUUCGCGUCCACGGCGUGCAGAAUCUUCGGGUCGUGGAUGCAUCCAUUAUCCCCCUUAUUCCUGACUGUCGGAUUCAGAAUGCUGUGUAUAUGAUCGGGGAGAAGGGCGCGGACAUGAUCAAGGCAGCUUAUCCGGCGCUUUAUCGAAGCUGAUGGAAACCGAUAGGUUGCUGGUGGCGUCAGCACAACUAAGCUUAACUUGAGCCAUUGGCCAGGAUGGAUAGAUCGAAUAUCAUCUGAGUUAUAUUCUGACACAAAAAGACACUGACUCACGUAGAGAUCUUACUAUCUUUUCGGUU
Molecule: messenger RNA, 1892 nt
Organism: Aspergillus welwitschiae
Lineage: Eukaryota; Fungi; Ascomycota; Eurotiomycetes; Eurotiales; Aspergillaceae
Product: GMC family oxidoreductase
Exons: 7
Coding region: 1-1746 (581 amino acids)
Molecular function (GO): oxidoreductase activity, acting on CH-OH group of donors; flavin adenine dinucleotide binding
Source: RefSeq, a predicted model, not a curated record